CAGCUGUCCCGUUGUAUAAUUUUUGAUGUGAGGAAAUGGCAUGCGCCAGAAAAUUACUUUUCCGCGUUUUCCUAAAUAACUCCUUGACGGCGAACCGCACCAUUACCAUGUCAGCUGCACGCCGCGCCGAGGAGGCCAUCGAUAAGCUGAAGGAGGAGAAUCCCUACUACUCUAAGUACGCGGGCAAGAUUGCCAAGUUGCAGCAGACGUCGGCGGAGGAGUUUUUGGAUCGCGUGGAACGUGUGGUGAAUCCCAUCAAGGAUGGCAAAAGUCAAGCUAGGACUUACUCCGAGCUGCUCAGUCCCAAGCAAAAUCUACAAGCUGAGCAGGCGGCUGAAAUACCCCACAAGAAGCUCACCGACAUAAUGAAGCUAGAUCUAAUUGCCGACAAAAGCGCCGAGGAGGUCUCGCAGAUCUGGCUGGAAUACCAUAAGACAAAGGAAGUCUUGGCAGCCACUUUAUCCACCACUCAGUACGAAAACCUGAUGUCGCGAGCUAAGAAACAUCCCGUCUUUUUGUUGCCACUGCCCCGCAGUGAGGGCUUCGAGUUCGUUAUGUUGCAAUUCGCUGCCAACGCCGUGCACUUUACCCCGCUUCUGGCUUAUCAAGUUCACCACGAGAACGCUCCCGAGUGUCUCACUCUCGUCCACUAUACUGAUGUUAAGGACAAGGGAGUAGUCCUGAUGCGCGGAGAAUACGACACUAAGGUCCUAACAGCCCAGGAGGCUCAAUGCCUGGCUAAUGAGCUCCAAAUGUUCUACCUAAAACCUGACGAGGGAAAAUUGAAACUGUUGGAAACCUUUACCCGCAAACCUGACGAAUUCAAGCACAUGGAUCUGAUCAAGGAAGUAGAGAACAUACAAUUGGUCUAAGCCUUGCGAUUGAAGUCAAAAUAAAACAUUCAAAGCA
Messenger RNA from Drosophila eugracilis, 909 nucleotides. RefSeq names its product ATP synthase mitochondrial F1 complex assembly factor 1. Gene Ontology annotation, cellular component: mitochondrion. The record is from RefSeq and is a predicted model, not a curated record. Gene Ontology annotation, biological process: mitochondrial proton-transporting ATP synthase complex assembly. The coding region runs from base 36 to 872 and encodes 278 amino acids. The transcript is spliced from 2 exons. Lineage: Eukaryota; Metazoa; Arthropoda; Insecta; Diptera; Drosophilidae.